This is a messenger RNA of Cladophialophora bantiana CBS 173.52, 489 nucleotides long. RefSeq lists its product as uncharacterized. The transcript has a single exon. The record is from RefSeq and is a predicted model, not a curated record. Bases 1 to 489 code for a protein of 162 amino acids. NCBI's taxonomy places the organism in Eukaryota, Fungi, Ascomycota, Eurotiomycetes, Chaetothyriales, Herpotrichiellaceae.
AUGAGGGGAGAGUCUUCAACCAGUGUAAAGCUGUUGGCAAACGCAGUGCCCCGCCGCGGUCCCAGACAGCCUGCAAAGGUAAAGGAGGAAACUUGGGUCGGGCCGGGAAGAGGAUCUGUCGUAGUGGAUGCUGUUGAUCCUGUUGUUGAGACCAAGACAGUAGUUGAAGAGCCGAGAGAGCUGAGUGAAGCGGAGGGACUGCUGCUGACCACAACCUGUGAAGUCGAUGUGAAGGAGAACACCGUAGAGGGAGAGAUAGACGUUGAUGAAGGCGGAGGUGGGGGAGACAGCGACGUGGAUUCCGAGGCUAUAAAGCUGCUUGUUGGCGUUGUCUGGCUGGUAGUGGGAGAUGAUGUCGAAGGUCCUAAGGAGACUGUUGAAGACGGCGGCGGCGGGAUUGAUGAAGAGACAGUGGAUGAAGGGGGAGGCGAUGAAGCCGGGACAGAGGCGGAAGAGACGACCGGCGUGACCUUGCUCGUGCUAGUGUGA